Argiope bruennichi is the source of this 1001-nucleotide messenger RNA. RefSeq lists its product as uncharacterized. The transcript has 6 exons. Bases 85 to 888 code for a protein of 267 amino acids. The record is from RefSeq and is a predicted model, not a curated record. NCBI's taxonomy places the organism in Eukaryota, Metazoa, Arthropoda, Arachnida, Araneae, Araneidae.
ACUGCUUUCCUUGUAGUAAGCCUGCCGAGGAUAACGAGUUACUUAAAACUGCAAGUUGAAAUAAUUUAUUCAAAUUUUCGCCUAAUGGACAAAGGGAAAAAAGACAAUGAAUCGCAGUCUUCCACUGCAGAAACCGUCCCACUUCUCGGCAAGAGAGAGCCCGUAGAUCUUUACACAGAGCCAAGUGCAUGUGCCUCUGAACCCACAUGUGGACAGGAGUUAGCAACUGCGGGAACUUAUGAAAGAGCCGAAGCAAGUCCUCCUGACAUAGAAGAAACCAUGCUGGAAGCGGACAUUUCAAGAAAACGUCGAGAGGUUGAGGAGGAACUGGCCGAGAGCAUCAACAGCUACGAAGGGAUGGCGGAUGUGAUUUCCCCUGAUCAAGGCUGUGGACUCUUUUACGGUAUCUGGCUCUGCGUGUGCCAUUGUCUCUCGAGUUUCGGUAUUCAAUUUCCACUUCAUGUUUUAUUGCUUGUUCUGCCAAUAUCAGCAGGAUUUAUGGGUGCCAGAUACAUGACCGAGUGUCCCAUGAGUGCAAAGUUGCCAUAUGCCUUGAUGGUUGUUGGAGGAGUGGGUACUCUAGUCCUCCUCGUUCGCCUCACUUUGCUCCUGCACACGAAGUUCUCGAGCGAUGAUCGUCUGAAAAAGUGGUUGAAAACUGGAACAAAACUCCUAGAAUGUGCCUUUCUUCCUUCAUUAAUCUGUGAGCUGUGCUUCUCUUACAAGAAGUCUCCCAAUGACGAUCCAUUUUCUUCCAAUCAUUGCAACCAGAAUUUUUACAGUUUUGUUAGUUUGAUGAAUAACGUGUUCAUCACUCUGGUCAUUGGAUGGAUUUUUUUGUACUGCAUCACUGGACAACGGUGCUUGCGGAGGUCUUCAACGCCAUAAGAAUUCAUGCUUUUCUUUGAAAAUAUUUUAAUGUAGUUUUUCAUUUCUUAGCUUAAUUUUUACUGGAAUUUCCUUUACGGUUUCUGUAAGAAAAGUUUUUUUUAUUAAAACGU